Messenger RNA from Phaeodactylum tricornutum CCAP 1055/1, 3116 nucleotides. RefSeq lists its product with no specific name. The record is from RefSeq and is a predicted model, not a curated record. The transcript is spliced from 3 exons. NCBI's taxonomy places the organism in Eukaryota, Bacillariophyta, Bacillariophyceae, Surirellales, Neidiaceae. The coding region runs from base 668 to 2902 and encodes 744 amino acids. Gene Ontology annotation, biological process: lipid metabolic process.
CUACGAGCAGAAACAAGUUGUGGGCGCCGAGAUUACAGUAACACUCCCAUCAUCGGAGACGACACCCGACAAAACGCAUGGAAGCUAACCCAAGCAGGAAAGCGAUGCUCGUGAACGUGCGAUAUCCUCCGAUACUGCGGUAUCUGCACACGCAUAGCAUUGUUGCUUUCCCGUGUCAUAUUUCAGUUCACAGAAACAUCUCUCCCGUAGCUUACAUCUAUAUUUCAUUUCCUGUACGAGGUUGCAGCCCUUUUGAAAUUGUCCAGGAUGCACUGGUAAGGAGUCGUAGCUAGGAGGACCUUUCUUCGUUGUUGGGAAUUAUAUUAUAUACUUUCUACAGAAAAAUUUCCUUAAAAUAAUCCAGUGACAUGUUUCGAUAGAGCUCACAGUCAGGCCUUUUAAAAUAGUUCUGGCUGGGAUAUCAUACCUAUUCAAAGAGAGAACAUUCGAUCCUUCGCAGGAAACCAAAAUUUGGUUUGUCGCCUGAGUGGACGCGGCUGUGAUUCGGGCUAUUUUUUUGUCGGAAGACAUCAUUCCUUUUAUUAUUGUGAAGCCGCAGUAUGGAUUAUAGGAACGAUAGUCUUGUUGCUUCAGUCUUUGAGUGGACAUUUAAAAGGCUGAAGUCAAAACAAGUGGGUUCAAAUGCCCCGUUGGUGAUUAAUCUGCCAUGCCAUCGUUGCGUUUGUUCAAUCACAGGACAUCCGUUGCCGGCGAUGAUCUCCGUUGUCACUCCACUUUUGCGAUUCUUCUGAGACUUCUGCAGGUCGCUCUCUUAGUCCCAGCAAUGAUUUACUUGGUUAGGAUCAACGCAGAUCCAAUGCACUGUGAAAGCUCUGGAAUUCUUCGCCAUGGCCACAAAUUGUUUUAUACCUAUUGGGUGUGCUCCGUCGUAUUGGUCUUUUUCUCGUUGCCAAUCGAUUAUCUAAUAUUUCGAACUUCAGGUAGAGGCACGCCUUCCCAACCAGCAGCAAGAGCUUGGUUGAGGCCUCUGUGCUACAUCAAAAUCGUUCCUCUAUCGUUGUUAAGAAUCACAACGUUCGGUUUGGGGGUCGUUGUAGCUGUAUUCCUCAAACAGUUUUGCACUUGCGCAACCGAUAGUAUCGUGGAUCCAGCAGAAAAUCUGAACGCUCUAUUGGCUGAGAUACGCACAUUUCGGUGUCCAGAUUAUGAUUCUAUGAUGGUUGUUCUCCCAACGCUGAUCGCUACUCACGCUUCAGAGGUCAUGGUCGCAACCAUAAUCUACUUUUAUUUUGUUUUCAAGACAGUUCGACCGGGACGAUGGUUGCGACCUCUGCUUGGAACACCAGAGUUUCGCUGGGAAGCCUUUUGUUGUUGCUGCUGCACGCUCAGUUCCGUUUUCACGUGCUGCAUGUUUGGGGGAUGGGAGGUGAGAAACUCAAGUUUUGCCGAUAUCAGCUUGGCGCUGGCUGAGUUCCUGGACGAUGGCGGAAAUUUGGAUGUGACGCUUUCGGAUCUGGUAGCCGGAGUAAUGAUGGUCGGUCGGGAGCACAAGGAAAAGUGGGACCGAACCCGAGGAUUGCUCGUUGAAAAAGUCAAGUCUAGCAGACAUCAUGUCGCUCACAGUCAACCUUCUGCUGUCUCAAGUCAGUACACACACAGUAACAUUUACAUGCUUCGAUUGAAAAGAAUUCAUGAAGAUAGAAGCACGGCCUUCGAGGUAGACGAGCGUGAACCGCUUUGUGUUCACAAUAUCAGCGAUGUAGAUGUUGUUCAGGAAGGGGCCUAUUACAUGAGGUUUGCCCUCGCCAUUUACGGCUACAUCAUGUACGUAAUGAAUCAUCGAAUGGAAGGGCUAUGCUGCUUGACAGCUCAGUGCGCAGGAUGCUUCCGAUCAUGUUGCACCGAAGAAGUCAUCGGUGAUAAUAUGUGCGGCUGCAAUGCGAGUGCUUUCUUGAGGGAGACAGGCAUGGAAGUUUCCUGUCUAGCAUAUUUUAGUUGUCGAUCGGGUGUAGGAAAGAUUCCGUACUGCAUUGUUGUAGAUAAGGAAAAGGGGAGCGUUGUCGUCGCGAUACGAGGCACUUUAGCCAUUGAAGACGUCGUCGCAGAUUUAACUAUCCACCCGACACUCCUUGCCGCAUUUGGACAACAGUACGACUUUGUGGGUGACAAUGCCUACGCUCAUUCAGGCCAUGGAAUUCUUAGGAGGCUUUUGCUGGACGAGCGCUCAGAUACCAGUGAUUUUCGGCUGGUCGUAACUGGGCAUUCGUUAGGAGCAGGAUGCGCCGCGAUCUUAUCCCUCUUUCUCAGGAAGGACUUCCCCUGUUUGAGGUGUUUCUGCUUUGAGCCCCCCGGCUGUGUUUUGUCCGACCAAUUGGCGGACUUUGACUGGAUGAUAUCCUUUGUUCUUGGAGAUGACAUUGUCCCGCGUCUGUCGUUUGAAUCGCUCAAGAACUUACGCGACGAUGUACUGUCCGCUAUUCAACGGCUUAAAGUACCAAAGCACAAAGUUUUUGAAAUCUUCCAGCCAUUGAAUUGGAAGAAGUAUAGUGAUCACACAAAAUGGAACAGAAGAAUGCUCCACCGGACGAACUCAACGCCACAAUCCGAAUUUGGAUCGCAAUUAUCUGCCUUUCGUGCUCACCAGCAUGAAAGAGCAAUAGAGCGUGGAAUGGCUGGGCAAGAACUUCAUCCUCCAGGCAAGAUCAUCCACUUGGUUAAAGCCUCUGACACGUCGAGCUCUACUAGACCCUUUCUACGUUGGGAAAAGGACGCCUACGUUCCUGUCUGGGCCAAGCGUAAGGACAUAUGUGAAAUCAAUCUAUCUGGUUCCUUGCUCCUGGACCACCAUGCUGGAAAGGUAUGCACCGCGCUUCAACGGAUAGCUGCAUCCUUCGGGGAAAAGAGUCCUGUCGCAGGACCAGGCAAUGUAUGUCAGGCAUAGGCAGUGUCAGUGACUAAACUCUUUUUCUUUGCGCGGGAAAAUUCAUUUGAUAGGUCUCUCCGACCAUAUUGUUUGUUAGAAUAAGGUGUGCAGCCAAAGGAAUUGAUGUGAAUAGAAAAUGUCAGGCACAACAUUACUACUGUCAGUGACCAAUCUAACUUUCCAUUUUCAAAAUAGUACGUACGCCUAUCACUAUCGCUGAUUAACGAAUUAG